Messenger RNA from Sphenostylis stenocarpa, 939 nucleotides. NCBI's taxonomy places the organism in Eukaryota, Viridiplantae, Streptophyta, Magnoliopsida, Fabales, Fabaceae. The record is from the annotation of a GenBank genome assembly.
AUGAAAUUCUCUACAUACCUAGUGCUUUUCUCUCUCUUUCUCUUUCAAAGCUCAAAUGGCUCCAAUAUUCUUGUCUCUGAAUCUUGCAUGGAGGCCUCGAAAUUUGACCCAACUUUUAGCUUUGAUUUCUGUGUUGCAUACCUCUCCAAUUGGCAGCCACCAAGCAGCAACCUUGAACAUUACUGGGUGAAUUCCAUUCAGUUAACCAAGUCGAAUGCAACCAACGGGCUUUCCUUCAUUUGGAAGCUGUUGGAGGACACAAGUAUUGAUCAGCACACAAAGCAUUGCCUAAAAGGUUGCUUUGAUUCAUACAAGGAUAUGGUUUCGGAAUUAGAUGCUGCUGUGGUUGCUUUCAAGGCCAAGGACCUGGACACUGCUGGUACAAAAGGUGAGCGAAUCCUUAGAUACCCAGUGAUUCUCUUUGUGUUUCUCUUUGAAUGCUCGAAGGGGUCAAAUCCUCUUAUCACGGAUUCUUGCGCGAAGGCGAAGAAGACUGAUAAAUAUUUUGAUUAUGAUUUCUGCAUUGCAUUCCUUGAAGAGGCGAGCUCCAAGUUGAGAGCGCCACCGAGCAACGUGGAAGACCUUGUGGUGCUUGCAAUCAAGGAAAGCAAAUCCAACGCAACCAACAUAGUUUCCAUCGUUUCAAAGCUCUUGAAGAAUAAUACUGAUCCAUACGUAAAGUCUUGCUUAGGUGAUUGCCUUGAAUUUUACACCGACGCCGUUUCGGAUUUAGAUGAUGCUGUGGCCGCUGUCGAGUCCAAGCAUUUCGACGCCGCUAAAAGACAAAUUGAAUCUUCCUUGGAUUUCACUGAUACUUGUGAAGAUCAAUUCAAGGAAGGGGAAGGUGUAACAUCUCCUAUAACAAAGGAGAACCACUCCUUCUUCGAACUCGGUCUCAUAUCUAUCUAUUUCAUCCCUCUAAUUGGUCAACAUUCUUGA